ACUGAGGCAACAUGGCCACGUGCUGGAAGUGUUUACAUAUUUCGUAACAUCAUAUAAAAAAAAAUAAGUGAAUAAUUAUAAAAUCCCAAUACGGAAGACGACCGUGGUAACUUGAAGUAAUUAUCGGUACUCUACUCUGACGUAGUGACGUAAAUACGUGCGAUGUAGACGUGGCAUUAAACAAGUUUCCAGUCUAAUGUAAUCUAGUGUCUAGUAUAACAUUCAGUAGUCAGUCAGUCGAAAAAAUAAUAAUGACCUCGUGUCCAGCCCCGUCGUCUUCCGUGUCAACAGUCAGGCCUAGAUGCAGUUGUCAAAGUCGCAACAAUAUUGACGACGGCUGUUUCUCGACAGUACCAGGUGGUGUUGGUGCCACUGGAUGUGUUAUUAAAAAUUAUCAACCUCAUGGAAACCUUGCUCGCAUUUUAUGGGAAAAACAAAAAGCCGAUGAGCGACUGCGCGCAUAUGACAAAACUCGGUGGUACAGAGUUGACAAAUCAAAAAUACGAGAAGAUAUUUUGAAACUUUGGAUACCAUUAGGAGUUGGAGAACGUAAAGAUGAACCGGAUAAAAGCGCCCAAGAUUUUUUGGCCCGAUCUGCUGAUAAAUCCGACUCACUUUUCCUACAAGUUUGGCACUCACUAGCAACAUCUGCCUUGUCUUGGUUCAUAUCUAGGACUUCAAUAAAUGGAUUAUUGGGGCGCGGUUCAAUGCAUGUAUUUUCAACUGAACAGUUUCUGCAACUGAUGGACACAAGUGACUUCAGAGGACCUUGGGACAGCGUUGUUGAUCUUGGCGCUGGAGACGGUGCUACUACUGCCCACGUUGCACAUCUUUUCAAAAAAGUCUACGCGACUGACGUUUCUGCACCAAUGAGAUGGGCCCUAGCUAGGCGCAAAUUCACAGUGCUGGAUGUCAGCGACUGGGACAAGACCGGGCCAUUCAACGUAAUCCUCUGCCUAAACCUACUGGAUCGUUGCGACAGGCCUAACACUCUAUUGAGACAAUUAAGAGCUACACUAGCGCCAGGUGGACGCCUCGUGGUGGCGCUAGUUCUGCCUUUCAGCCCGUACGUCGAAACUGGAGAACGCGGGGACCACAAGCCUAUGGAAUAUUUGCCUAUAAAAGGAUUCGGUCUAGAAGGUCAAGUUGCUGGUCUUAUUGACCGCGUUUUUGAACCCGCUGGCCUAAAAUGUUUAGCUUGGAGUAAGCUUCCUUACCUUUGCGAAGGAGACCUAAGACAGGCAUUUUGUUUUUUGGAAGACGUUAUUUUUAUACUUAAAGCUGAGGAAGAAAAUAAACAACGAGUACAAGAGUCAAUAAAUGAAGAAAAACAAUAAACCAUAUCAAUAAUCAGGAUUGAUAAUAAUUAUAAAUAAAACCAGCUGGAGACCGGAAAAUGAGGCGGUGGAAGAAAACUCCUUAGUGACUGCACUAGCUGAAUUGUGUCGACAAGCGCUGAUGGAAAAAAAAUCAUAAUUAAUUACAAUUACCUUACUAAUUAAUUAAGUCUUAAUUCCGGUGUACCGUCAACUGAUCCCUACAAAUUGAUCCCAUCGACAUACGGUUUAAAAUUAUAAAAAUAAAAAUUUUGAAGAUGAUGAUAAUGAAAGUUAUGAUGAUCUUGAUGAAACUGAUGAAUUAGAAGAUCAGUUGUAAGUUGGAUCUAGUAUGAGGGAUCAGUUGUCUGUGGGAUCGAUUGCCGUGUGAUCACUUGUCGGGGAUCAGUUGUCAUGGAGCCCUUAAUUACCGAUCAUUAUAACACUGCGAUAGUAUAAAAAAGUUACGUCCGCACCUUAACGAAUUUAAAACGGCCCGUUAAUUGUUAACCCCUACCUUCAUAUGUAUUUUACAUUAUAAUUUAUAAAAUCAAAUCUAACAUUUACUUUAACAACAGACUGAUAUUUUAAAAUCAACGAAUCAAUUAUUAUUAUUUUAAAUUAGUAUUAGUAUUAGUAUCAAUAUUGUUGUAAUUAAUCAUGGAUAUUUUAAAAAUUUAUAUAUGAUAAUUAAUAUUACAUUAAUUAACUGUUGAUUAUUUAAAU
Messenger RNA from Microplitis demolitor, 2042 nucleotides. Its product is annotated as protein-L-histidine N-pros-methyltransferase. The transcript is spliced from 7 exons. Gene Ontology annotation, molecular function: protein-L-histidine N-pros-methyltransferase activity. Bases 252 to 1337 code for a protein of 361 amino acids. The record is from RefSeq and is a predicted model, not a curated record. Lineage: Eukaryota; Metazoa; Arthropoda; Insecta; Hymenoptera; Braconidae.